GCUGGAAGUUAUUGAGGGUUGAAGUGAGUGGGAACAAUGUGAUCCAGCAGAAAGGGUUUUCGGAAGAUGGAGAGCUGGCUGCUUAAAUCUUACCUGCUCCUUGUAUUGUCCCUUGAGGCAGUCAGGACAUCUGGUGCUGGGGACAGCAAUGGGAGCAGCUGGUAUCGUGGCUGCUAUAAUUUCACAGUCUUGGACAUCUGGGAGCCAAUAUUCCAGGCAUCGAACUUGAUUGGACCUGCUUUCUGCGCAAAGUGUUGUUUUCAGAAAAGCUUUGAUUUAACUGUGCUUUUAAGUGGGACGGAUUGCUUUUGUGCGAAUGAAACCAAAACAUUCUGGAGUUUAAGUGACACCAAGUCUUCCCUCAGCAAUGAUAUUUCGCUCAAUACCAGCCUGUCCAAAAGUGGCAACCAUACUGCCAGAGAUAACCUUUCCUUAAGCACUGGAUGCAUAAGCAGGUGCUUUGGCUUUGUUUGUUUGUUAUACGGAGAUGGUGAAAGUAAAGCGGCUGUGUAUCAGACAGUUGGGCCAUACAUAAGGAACCUUAGUCUGACACUUAUAGCAGACCAAGUACAGACCAGGAAACCAUUCAUGCUGGAAGUGUGUGGCUAUUUGGCUAGUCCUCUUGAAAAAACCAUUGGUACUGGAACUCUCAAUGCAGCUGACCUGUCUUACGUGCUCUUGAAAAUUCAUUGGGAUAGUGCAGGCCAUAGCAUCCUGAAUGCCACUGUCACCUUCAAUGGAUUUUUUUCUUCAUCUCCUAUUUGGAUCUACACUGAACCUGGAAACUAUUUGAUAACUGUACAUGCAGAAAAUCCAAUCUCGAGGGAGAAGAAGAACAUCAGUGUUGUGGUUAUGGACCCUGUUCCUAUUGCUCUUGAACUGAAGCUUGUACAAAUGACUGAGCAGAUCCCAUCCUGUAUUCCAUUUGAUGUCGAUGAAGCGAGUCCCCUUGAGAAAGUUUUCCUUGGAAUUGACUAUAACUUUGAGGCCUUUGUUGCAAUGGGAAUUGAAUUGAAAUUCCUUUGGCACUUCAGUGAUGACAACAGCACAUAUGCCUCACACAGUUUACAGAACUGCACAGAAUAUCAGCAAUUGGGGUGUCUUUUGGAUACAGUGAAUCAUACUUUUCACCAUGAAGGUGUCUACCAAGUGACAGUCAAUGUAUCAAAUGUCUACGACUGGAUACAGAAAACAAUCAGUGUGGCUGUGGUAAGGAAAUCACUCUCCAGCUUGACAUUUCAGUCAAAAAGUGGUUAUAAUGUUGCCGUUGGUGAGAAUGUAACACUGGAAAUGGAAUUAUUCACCACAAUACGCCAAUUAUUAGCCUUUGAGAUCACAUUUGAACCUGGAAUGACCCAUCGUCACUCACUGGGUGAUCAUUCACCAGCAUUUGAGAGCCAAUCACACCUUGAACUUAUGGAAGACUAUGGCUUACAGAAUUGUACUUUGCGAAUUCAAAUUUUCCACACAUACAGCUUUGUUGGUGGUUUUAACGUUUCAAUUGGCUUGUAUUAUGGACUGGAUGUGCUCAAUGCAACACUGACAGAGCUCAUACAGAUCUAUGAUCCCAUUAACAAAAUUUAUUUGCUCUUUUGGGAUAAAAUAGUUUCUUCAAGAGUAAACCUGACAUUCAGGGUUGCAAGUGAAGUUAAUAAAACUGGGUCACAAUGUAUUUGGACUAUUCAAAAUGGCAACAGCACUUUAAGUUCAAGAAGGACUGCCAACUGGAAUUUCCAAUAUUUAUUUGAAAGAGCUGGAAUCUAUGAGUUACAAGUGACAGCAUUUAAUCCGAUCAGCAGUGCCUCAUUUAGGACCACCAUUGAAGUCCAGGAUGCAAUCCAAGGCCUCUCUCUGUUCAGCUCCAGCCCUAGAUAUCUACCAACUGAUUCCACAGUCAUUCUUUAUGCUGAUGUACUCAGUGGAACUAACAUCACAUAUAUAUGGACAUUUUCUUCUAAUUCAACAGAAGUGGAAGCAGAUACAUCUCGAAUGGUGCAUACGUACACACAGCCAGGAGUCUACUUAGCUAGUGUAACAGCAAGAAACAAUUUACAUGAAAUAACAGCAAAUGCAAUCAGGUUUACAGUACAAGAUCUCGUGGGAGAUAUUAUAACAAGCAUUCCCAACAUAAUCACAGUUAAUCAAACAGUAAUCAUCUCGACUUCUGUAACGUCUGGCACAGACCUGACGGUUGAAGUGCUGGUGAAUGAUUCCACACUGUUCAAUACCAGUAGUUACGUGGCAGACAGUCCACUGGAUCUGCCUUUUGUCUUCAGUCACAUAGGGGAAUUGCAGCUGCUACUUCGAGUUGCAAACUUGAUCUCUUCUCACAAUGUUUCAGCAACAGCAUUGGUGGUUAAAGAAAUUCAUGUUGUCGUCAUAGAAAUACAACAACAGCCUAUUGUUGGCGAAGAUGUCAUCCUUAUAGCAAAAGUUAAUGAAUAUCUAUGGAAAAAUAGAGCAUACAUAUACAAAUGGACUCUGUUUCAUAACCAGACAGUGACAACUGGUAGUCCUGUUCUAUUGUACAGCUGCGGAAAAGCUGGACUUCAUCGGGUUUCUUUGUCGGUUUCUAAUCUGGCAUCUGAGACUUCAAGUGAACUUUUUUUUAAUGUUUCCAAACUGGGUAGUGGGCCAAGACUCUCACAUUUGCCCAACGUGGCAGCUGGAAAACCAGUAACCUUUACAUUUAAGAACAUUUCUCCAGACAUGGGUGAUGUUGUGAUGCACUUUGGUGAUGGAAAUAUGACAAACAUUUCAGGUUCGAGUUCCAAUAGUUUCACCAUCAACCACACUUAUGCAGUUGCUGGAAUCUAUAACAUUGAUGCAUUCGUCAGUAAGCAGAUUUUUCUGCUGUCUUCAACCAUUGUAAUUCAGGACCUAAUUCAAAAUCUGUACCUCAUGGGUCCAACCAACUUAAGCAUUGCUACAAGUCCACUUCAAACUACCAUGGCAAAAUGGAAAGCGAGGCUUGGGAGUGGAUCAAAUUAUAUCUUUCUGUGGUUGUACUCAGAUGGCAUAAUGAACCACACUCUUGUAGGUCCAAACCAGUUGAUUAUGGCGAUUAACUCAACUGGUUUAAUAAGUAUUGAGGUUGUUGCACAGAAUGAAGUGAGCUGUGCCAGAGCCAGCAUGACAACAGUUGCUCAGUAUCCUAUAAUGAGUACUACUAUUACUGUGGCUCGAGUAGCACUGAACAAAGUCAGUAACAUCGUACUUAAUAUAAAGCCUAAACAAGACUAUAUCAUUGCAAUAGACUACGGGGAUGAAACAAAUGACCUUUUUGAACCACAUUACCUUGAUUCUCGAACUGGCUGCUUGGAAAUUUCUCUUCGUUGCUUGAAUUUUGCUUUUUAUCAUAAGUAUGCUGCUGUUGGUCAAUACCAUUUGAGUGCUACUGCUUCCAAUAACGUAAGUACUGUUGUAUCAACAGCCAUUGCUGUUGUUGAGGAGCCUAUUACUGGUCUUAAUUUAAUUCUGAAUUCACCAAGAGUGAUCAAGUUCAAAGACUACAUUAAUGCAACAGCAUCAGUACAAACUGGUACAGAAGUUACCUUUCAGUGGAUCAUUUCAGUACCUCACUCCAACCCAUUUAUUUUUACUCAAGAGUGCAAUCUUGUUAGCAUGAUUAAUUACCAAGCACAUGCAGGAGGCAAUUACUAUGUUAAAGUAAUAAUUUCCAGCCCACUAUACAGCAGUCCUUUCAGUCGAUUGCUUCCAGGUGUUGUAAAAGUAAGAACUCCCAUUGUGGGUUUACAGGCAUUAUUCCCCUUUAAUACCAACAGUGCAAAGCUUCUGCUACAGCUAGAUGAUAGCUAUGCCACUCAAAUCUUGGGCUUUAGUGUUCAUACCUUUUCUGAGGAAGUCAAGUUUUCAUUUGACUUUGGAGAUGGCUCACCGCUACUUAUUGUCAGUGGAAUGCAGAGUAGCUUUGACGGUACAUUUGCUUCUGGACGACACAAGUUUACCAAAGAGGGUGUGUUCUACAUCACAGUCUCAGCUUUCAAUGAGUUCUACAAUGCUACUAAUGAACUUGGUGCUUAUUAUGUGCAAUUAGUUCCAGAAGGCCUGCUAUUGACCAUGAAUUCCAGUGUAAUCCACAAAAAUGAAGUCAUUCUGUUCAGUGCAAUACUAAGGAAAGGAACUGAUGUGACUUACAGCUGGAACAUGGGUGAUCAAACUUCCUAUGUAGAUGAAGGUCCUACAAUCAAGCACAAGUUUUUGUCUGCUGGAAUCUACAAUGUCACAGUAAAUGCAAGGAAUAAAGUGGGGCUGGUCUCAACUUACGUAAAUAUAGCUGUGCUCUACAGAAUGCAGCCUGUUUAUAUCUUUACAAAUAAGACUAUAUACGCUACCUUUUCUGACAUCGUGUUCACAGCAAUAACUGCAGAGGAUGACCCUUUGCAGUUUGCCUGGCAUUUUGGAGAUAAACCACCAGUGAAAACUACAUCGAGAACAAUAACUACAAGAUAUUCCACCCCAGGAAGGUAUAAUGUGGUAGUAAAUGCCUCAAACCAGAUUAGUUCUUUCACAUCAAACAUCUACCCCAUAGAGCUACAGCAGGUAGUUGAACCGAACAGGCUCCGAAUGAACAACCAAGAUCUUACUUCAGUUCUUUUAAACUCCAGUGUUACUAUGGAAGUGCGCAUUAACUAUGGAACCAAUCUCACUUAUUUGUGGAAUUUUGGUGAUGGCACUGUGACGAUUGGGAACAGGAGAGAGUUUCACAGUUACGAUAGAGAAGGAGAAUUUACAGUUCAUGUAAUCAUCUUUAACAAUGUGAGCUCUGCCUCACUCUCUGGCCAGCUUUUUGUCAUUUCUGAAAAUUGCCAGCCACCUCCAGUGAAAAGCUAUGGUCCAUCAAAAAUAGAGGUUAGAAGAUAUCAGUCUUUCAAGCUUGGAGUUACAUUUGAGAGUGAGUUUGCCUGUAACAUCUCCAGAGGUAUUCAGUACACCUGGUCCUUCUUUCAGCCAGACAGUUCGCUGGUCACAUUAUCACAGAUUGAUGUUAACAAACAGUCUAUACUCAUUCCAGGCUAUCUACUGGAUUACGGAAACUACCUUGCAAUUGCCAGGGUUCAAAUUGUUGGCAGCGUGGUUUAUAACAACUAUACUGUAAAUGUUGAGAUCCUUCCUACCCCACCAGUGAGUCUCAUUUCAGGUGGUACACAACUCUUUAUGACCUAUAAUCAUGAGUCCAUCAUAAGUUUGAAUGGAUCAGAAUCAUAUGAUCCGGACUAUCCAGGUACUGCAGACCUCAGAUUUUCCUGGGCUUGUGAAACAGUGAGUGGAUUAAAUGUCCCUUGUUUCAAACCUGAUUCCCCAGACCCGCUGAACACAACAUCCAGUAUGAUCGAUGUCUCAAUGUCUGCACUGAAAACUGAUAUUGAUCAGUUUGUCUUCAAGUUAACAGUUAACAAUAAGAAAAGAUAUUCUUCAGAAGCACAGCAGUUUAUAACCAUCAAAAAAAAUGACAAUUUAAGACUGGUGAAGAUCUACUGUAUUGAAUGUCUGAAUAAUUCCAUCAACUGGAACAAUGCUUUUUCUGUCAAAGCUGUGUGUGAGGAAUGUUCUGAAGCUUUGAAUCUCUCGUAUUCUUGGAAAUUAUAUCUUGUGAAUUCAACCGAAACUGAUCCUCUUGAUGUUCCAUUUUGUAAACUUGUCGUAGACAAUUUACAAUCAAGUUUGUAUGGCCCUGUCAUGACUGUGGCACCUUCAGCUGAGGUGACUUCCAGCGGCCAGACGUUAAUAAGUACCGCUAUGAAUGGGACCAGUACUCAAAGAGCUCAGUCUACAACCAGCCACAUCAACAAAGGUAGUGUCGAUGCUUGGAUUGACUCAGUUGUUCAAAAUAAUUCUGACAUAGUGGUCAGCACUGCUACAACUUCAACCCCUUCUGAUAUUGCAAUCAAUGCCUCCACGAUUAGUGCAACAAACGGAACAAUAAGAGCCGCUACCUCACAAACUCCAUUCCCAUUUCCAGUGCCAGAGGAACAAGUCUUCAAUGGGAGGCCUCGUGCAAGGCUACCAAGAAAUGCCAUGUCAACAAAUGCUUCAGAGAGUUUGCAGAUCUCAGCAAUACCUAUAACCUCUCCCAUUAUAAAUGGCAUAGAAAGCAAUGGAUCACAGCUUCACCUCUCAGAGACCAGUGUUACUGAAAACGGAGCAAAUGUCAGCAAUAGCACCAAAGUGAACAAUAGCAGCCGUGUCUUCGGGGAAGGUUCUUCAAUCUCAACAGAGAACUCCACUGAUUAUUCAGAGUAUGAUACACAUUAUAACACAGUAGAAGGAACUUCUGGGUCUGGUGGGAGGCCAGGAUUUCAAGGAGGUGGAUUCAGUGGGAGUAAUACAGAUACUGGAGCUGGAGGAUCCAGUUUUGGAUCAGAAAAAGGAGACGGUGAUGAUGUUCUUCCAGACAUACAGCCUCCACCUGCAUCAAGACCGAGCCCCAUGAUCGAGUGGCCCAAAGUAGCUAUUAAUGAUAGGAAGUUUGAAACAUACACAACAACAGGUAUAAAAUCACAGACUUUAACAUUUCAACCUUUCAGCCUGAAAAGCAAGAAGAUUUACAUGAUAGAAGUUACUGUGGGAGAUCAGAGCCAAACAGGAAAAGCACAACUUUUCCUCUUCAUGAAUGAAGCUCCGCGAGGAUUGUCAUGUGAAGUGCGACCCAGCAUUGGAUCAGAGAUUCUGACACAUUAUAGCAUGUUCUGUACUUCAGGCAGGAAGGAUCUGCAUUAUGAGUACAGCUACAGCGUUGGCAAUUCAACUGAAACAAUCCUGUAUGAUGGAAGAGAUCAUGAAUAUUACUUUAAUUUACCUGCUGGUGAAGCAACUGAUGAAUAUAAAUUGACAAUCAACACUGUGAUCACUGACCUUCUCGGAUCUAAAACCAAGCCAUGUCCGGUUACUCCGAUUGUUUUACCAAGAAUUAAAACAGAUGAAGAACUAUACAAUCAGGGUCUUCAGAAUCUUUCAAUUCUCAUGUUGUUGGGAAACCAAAAGGAAACAAAAAAUUACAUUCAAUUGUUAACCAGAGUGCUCUAUCGUCUCCAUAAAGAAGGAUAUAGCACAAGAGAUUUCCAGAAAUGGACAAGAAAUGCAUUAAUUCAAGCUCUUUGCAGCCUAACUAUAUCUAGUCAGAGGGAGCUGAUGGAAACGGUAUCUGUAUUGCAUGACCUUGUUAAUAUAACUGAUGAGGUGACUUUGGAAAGUGCACUAGUUGUUACAAGAGCAGUCAAAAACAUGAUCAAACUAUUUACUGAAUCCCGAGAGUUCAGAAUGUAUGAAGAAUUGGUGAAGAAAAUAGUCUUUGUGGUUUCUGAUGUAAUGGGUGUGACUGACAACGUCACAGGAACAUCGAAGAGUUUGUUAUUUGAAGGUUUGAAAGCAACAACUGAAUUGUUAUUGAUGUAUGUGGUAAUCAACAAUCAAUCACAGUUUUACAUGAACACCAAUUUAAUGGAGCUUCAGACCACUCAAAACUAUGGUUUUCAGAACACUGUUCAAAGCACACAGUCUGUGAAGUUUUACCUUCCUGAUCUUCUGGAUAAGCAGAUUUCUGAUGAAAGAAGUAGUUGCAUCAUAAGUCAUCUGACCAGCUUCAAACAGAAUCCAUACGUAUGGGGAAUGUCUCCAGUGGAGAUUAAUGGUGAUGUUGCUGACCUGACUUUGUAUAAUUGCACAAACAGAAGAAAAAUUGAAGUAAAAGGGCUCAAAUCACCAAUUCUAAUUGAGUUUGAAAGGAAGGACACAAUUCAGGAACAGCUUUCAGUCUACUUGCUACUUCGUACCCAAAUGAAUGUUCAUAUCUUGCCAGUGACACCGGCAAACAUGCAGCAAGCUUUGCAGAUCAGAGUGAACUUCAAUCAGCCUAAUCAGCAAGUGUUUCCUGUCAUGCUGUUAGUAAGAUUCAACAAGGAACCAACUCCAAGUAAAUAUAACCUGAAACAAAUCCAUUACUGGGAUGGAGAUACAAUACACUUAUUUAUUCCAGCAUCAUCACUUCUAGGUGUAGGGACAUAUUAUCUUGGUCUCUUAGAUGCUAACUAUAAUAGAAGACCGAAAAAUAACUAUCUUGCCAAUAAUGUGAGUUAUACUGUGAACAUUCAGUGGACCCAAUGUCUGUACUGGGAUGAUAACCGAGAGUGGAAAUCUGAUGGCUGUUCGCCCCAACAAAAAUCAGAUUCAGAGAAAAUAAACUGCAGUUGCAACCAUAUGACAACAUUUACAGUUUUACACAAGGAGCUUGUGAUGAAGGAGGUACAAUUCACAGAUGUCAUGAUCUUUAUCAGUGUCUUUGAAAACUAUGCCACUUGCAUCACUGUGCUGUUUGCUCUAACUUUAUACAUUCUACUGGUUAUCUUGUGUAAACGCAUGGAUUUUUCUAUGGAGACAAAACCUGGACUUGUAGUAUUGCAAGAUAAUACUCCUACUGACCAGUAUCUAUAUGAGAUCAUUGUUGAGACUGGCUUCAGGACUAGAGCUGGGACUACUGCUAAGGUUUAUAUCAAACUUCAUGGAGAAGAUGGUGUUUCUGAAACAAGAGAGUUAUUCCAUCCUGAGCAGCAAUUAUUUGAGAGGAAUUCCAGACAUACAUUCAUCAUGAGCGUUCCAGAGAACCUUGGUUCUAUUUGGAAGGUUCGCCUUUGGCAUAACAAUGGUGGCCAUUCGCCCAGCUGGUAUGUCACCUCCAUCAUUGUCAAGGACCUACUUCAUGACACGUGCUGGUUCUUUCCUGCUGAAUGCUGGCUUGCUGUUGAGGAAGGGGAUGGCAAAGUGGAACGAGAAUUAAUCUCACUCACUCAUGGGCUCGGCUUCAAGAGACUUUUAUACAGUAAAUUAACUGACUACAUGGAAGACUUCCAUCUUUGGGGAUCAGUGUAUAGUCGUCCAUCUUACAGCUCUUUUACUUAUACUCAACGCCUCAGUGUCUGCCUUUGCCUGCUUUUGGGUUAUAUGUGCCUGAACGCCAUACUGACUUACCUGAAGGAUGAGGAGUACACAGCUGAACUAGGCCUUAUUGAUGUCUCCACAACCUCCUUAGUUACUGGAUUGAUUACGACUGUUGUGGUUCUGCCAAUUAUACUGUUGGUAUCAUUGUUAUUCAGAUUUAGCAAGGUAAAAUCGCUGCAAGAAGCUUCUGUUGAAGAACAGUAUGUGACUGCAAGAGAAUCUGUUGAAGCACAUCGUGAUGCUCAUCUGGCGUUGGACAGUGCAUUUGAAUCCUACCUAUCUUGGCAGAAUCUUCAACAAUGGGCACAGGAAGUGUGGAGGAAAAAAUAUGAGCGUGGUUUACUGGAGUCACAAUCUCCCAGCAUUCACUCAGAGCGCUACAGUGAAAGAAGCAACAAGAAAGAUGGAAAUUGCUUGUCUGAAGGCAGCUCAAGUGGAUUUGAGGACUGCAGCUCACAGGAAAAUGCCAAACCAGUGCCAAAGGAUUCCAAACGUAGCUCGAGUGAAUUGCGAUCAGAUUAUUCAUCAGAACACAGCAGUUUGUUUGAUCGGCCUGUGGUGAAUAGAACCAGACAUUUUCUCCCAACUUGGUGCAAUUAUCUAGCCUGGGUGAUCUGCCUUUUAAUUGCUUUGGUGUGCAUAUUGACAACAAGCCUGUUAGGACUACGGUUUGGACCAACUGAAUCGGUACUAUGGUUACAUUCACUGUUCUUCUCUCUCCUGUAUUGCAUCUUUAUCAUCCAACCUAUUGCACUUUCCAGUCUGCUGGCCAUACCAUUCCAUUCCAGUCACCAGUUGUCAUGCUCCGCAACAGGUUUUCGGAAUUACUGUAAUGGUACAACAGUACAGGGUGACUGCCGUAUCUGUGGAGUUGAUUUCCCCUGUUUCAGUUAUCCGCGGUUUACAGUGGCCCGGACAUAUUACAGGGAAUGUUCCAGAACCAGGGACCAGGGGGCUGCUGGGAAGAUUUUCUGCACUGCAGCUGUUGUUGCAUUGAAAAACAAGAAUUGCAAUGACAUUUACAGCACGAUCAAUUCACAUUCUUCAUCGGAACCCUGCAAGCAAUGGAAUACUGAAGCUGGAAUCCUUUCUGAGAGAAGCCGCAUUGAUAUUAAUUACAAUCCAUACAAUUCUGCUAUGGAUCUUGACAGGAUUGUUGCUGCUCGUCAAAGGGCUCGCUAUUUACGAUUAGCUCGACCACCGACACUUGCACAACUUAAAGAAGCCAGAGACCGUAUGAGAAAAGAAAGCCUCAUUCAGCAGACAUUACAAGAGUUUGUACUUUAUAUUGUCAUGCUGAUUCUUCUGCUGUUGAUAACAUUUGGCAAAUUUUCCAAAGAUGAAUAUUACCUCAACCAAGCCAUUCGGGCAGAAUUUACGAGGAAUCAGAAAAAUCCUUUCAUCAAUAUUAAAACAGUUGAUGACUGGUGGAAUUGGAGCUUCGGUGCCUUGUUACAUGGUCUGUACUGGGACACAUGGUAUAACAAUGCUGCAGCAAAAAGUCAGGCUGGUCCUCUUCACGGAAAAUGCUAUUUGAUUGGUGUUCCAACACUCAGGAAAAUCCAAGUCAACACUAACUCCAUUUGUAACAUUCCAGAAGUAUUGUCAGGAUUUAUCCAGCAUUGUCGAUCUCCAUACACCACUGUGAUCCACAAUCCAGCCCAUUCAAACACGACGAAGCAUGUAGGAAUUGAGCAGUCCAGCCAGUGUGGCCAAUUUAAUUGCUACAGAGGAACGGGAUCUGUGAUUAACCUCAGUAGAACUCGGCACAAGACGUAUGCAACAUUGCUAACACUGAAGGAAACUAGGUGGAUUAAUCAGAACACGAGAGCAGUGAUGGUUGAGUUCACUCUGUACAAUCCUCCCACCAACCUCUUCACGACAGUGUCUCUGCUGGCAGAGUUUCCACCAUUAGGGGGUGUACUUCCAUCAGCUCGUAUAGAGUCAGUCAGCAUUUACCAGAAGAACUCUGUUGUGAAUUACUUCAUCAUGGCUUUUGAGCUUUUGUUCCUGGCCCUUAUUCUACUUCACCUGUACUUCCAGGUGUGCAAGAUGACUCAGAGGGGCAUGCUGAGUUACUGGCAGGAGCCUUGGAACUGGUUGGAGAUCGGAAUUGUCAUGGUCAGUCUCUUCUAUUAUGUAUAUUAUGUGUUUUACUUCGUAUUGGCUGUGGACAUUAUUGACCAGCUUCACAGUGGAUAUUUCAAAGCCUUUGUAGAUAUGAGCUUUAUCUCUGCAUGGAUGCAGGUGAAACGUUUCCUUCAUGGUUUGAUUGUGUUCCUGCUGUUAAUAAAAAGUAUUCGUUUGCUACGUGUUAACAAGUUGAUCGCCCCAUGUGUAACAAUGUUGCGAUUGUCCUAUUCCUGCCUGAUGUUCCCAAUGCUAUGUUGUAUUUUAGUCAUUCUGGCAUAUUCCUGCCUGGGCAACCUGCUAUUCCUGUCAGAAUCUUAUUCAUUCAGCACCACAGUGAGAGCUUUUCAGACAGUUUUGAUGUACUUCAUGGGCAUAAGUGAAAUGAGAACGCUUUCAACUUUAUACAAGUUAAACCAGCUAUCCAUUGGUGCCUACUAUGGAACAUUUUUUAUUAUUAUGACCAUUCUUUGGGCUGGAUUGUUCAUAGGGAUUUUCACCUCGAUGGCAGAAGAGGCAAAGAAGUCAUCACGAAGUAAACACCUGGUGACAUUCACUGAAUUUGCAGUUUACACUCGAGAGAAGAUAAUGACUUUCACAGGAAGGAACAGAAGCAGAGAAGCAGAUCAUUAUUCAACUCAAGGAAAUAACUUUUACUUAGAUGAGUUUGAAAACUUGAUGGAUGAACUGUUGUUCCGAUUGAAUGCGCUCUCAAACAGCCUUCACCACUCUCUCCCAGCAAAACCACAUUUUCUGGGGGACAGCCCUUCUGGAUUGGGCCAUGGCUAUUACUACAACCAACGAUCUGAGAAUCAUACCUUUCAUGAAAAUCAUUUGGAACAUAAAAUUUACAAACUUGAAGAAGAACUGUUUAGAAAUAAUCUGCAGUUUUAUGAACUUUUACUGCCAGGAAGAGAGCACCAUUCUGAUUCAGACAUCACAGAUUUCAAGACUUUACGGUCCAAGCUCGAGUUGGAGACCCUCCAUCAACUAAAGUUGCGCCAAGAAAAAAUGUAUGAAACAUCGGAGAGUGCUCAAAAUGACAAUGUACCCGAGGACCCUCCAAAGAACGUUGAGGCGGAUCUUUCCACUGCACUGAAUGACUUUUCAUUCCCUGACGACAACGUUAUAAAAAUUGUGCCUUGUUGUGCUCCAAACCCAUGUGAAACAAUUUGCAAUUCUGUUUCAGAAUCUUACAGUACUUCCAUCAACAAAGAUUCUGCACAGCCAGAAGACACAUUGAGUGCUGAACAUUAUAAUCUUGCAAACUUAGGAGACACAUUGCCCCAUGUACUGUGUGGAAUAAAAUGCCCUGAGAAGCAGGCGGCACAAACACGGAUGCUUGAGAGUAGAGCGACUGGUCAGCACCGCUGUUCCUCAGCUAGCACGUUAGGUAAGAACCGUAAGCAGCUUAAACGCUCCCACACCACAGUGAUUCAGAUCCUUGAUAACUCCAAGGAAUUAGCAGUUGAAACAUUUAAGAUUUCGGAGCAAGCCAGUUUUGAUCCUUCAACUCAAUGCUUUGGAAGGUCCAUUAUAACAUCAAGCUCCAGACAACACCCUUCAGCCAAAGUGCACCAGAACAAAGUGCUAGAGGAACAGAAAGGGAGUAAAAACAAACCUGUUAAUUUACCAGAGAAACUCGAAAGUUCAAUUUUAUCUUCACAGGGUAAUGGUGGCCAGAAUGAAAAUAUGGAUGUUCCAGACCUUCCAGGAUCUAUAAAACAGUGCUGGUAACGGAAUGCUUCCCAAUAAAAUGGAGACCCUUCAUUACUUAUCCCUCUUGACUUAAAAAUAUUCCACUUUCAAACAUGUUAAUCACAAAUGGAAAACAGAUUGGUUUCACAUAUGAGGAAUGUUAAGUACAUUGGAUAAAUGAAUGCUCAUGGAAAAAGUCAGCAAUCGUUUUGAGAGAGCUUAAAACUAAUCUACACGUGGAAAUGUUUUCAUGGUCCUCAAAAGUUAAAGCAUUGUGUGAUAUAAUUCAAACUACGAAACCUUAUUGGAAAAUUGAGAAUCUGGUUUAUUUCUUGUUCAGAUACCACAUGCAUUGUUAUCUACCAAUAAUACCAUUUGUGUUUUGGACUGCUUCCAGAAAAAGUUACAGUUACUCUAUAUAAUGAUUAUAUAAUACUUUGUUCCCUACAUUCUUAUUUGCUCAAGCUGAAUGCCUGUGUUUUCCUCAUCUUUCCCACGUUUGCAUUCUCCCUCACCUGCACAGGACAUCCAUAAUUUAUUCCCUAAUCAUCUCUAAAUGCUGUUCUAUUUCUUCUUAAUUUCAGUUCUCACUCUCUCCUACCCCUAAACAUCCAUAUCUACAUAAUCAGCAUGUCAACUUUCUCAUUGUUUAAAUGCACUAAUACAUUUCCAUGUAGGGGGUCCACUGUCAAAGUCCCAAUCAUACUUGCUUGGACUUUAGUUCUUAAUACUCCAUGGCAAGCAAUAUUUGUUCUCCUAUUGAAAUGCUGCCAACUCUGAAACUACUGUCGCAGGUUCCCACACUCUGGUACCACUCUAUGUACCUUAAAUAGAAUUUAUCCCCCAUAUGUAUUGUUGAGCAACUUUUUGUAUAUUACCCUUUGUGUUGUGAACUUCAAAGUAAUUGCUUUCUUAAAUUACUAUAGAAGAAUAAAUACCUUCUGGCCAAAAAUACCUCUAAUUUUCCCUUAAAAUUGGCAAUAAAUUGCAGGUUUUUCGAAUUGUUAUACAUCAACACAUGCAGUAACUUAUACUUCUGUAACCUCUUUAUCCUGGUAAAGCAUCCCAAAGUGCUUCACAGUGGACUUCUGAAUAGCAAACAAUGCCAUUGGAGAUCUGUCUGUUCUGUCCGUUACCGGAAAUCUGAAUACAUUGCACAACAUCAUUAGAAAUCCAUGUAUAGGCCAUUAAUAGCAACUAUUUAGAUUUGUUCCACAUGUUUUAAAUGUCUUAAUUCUUUCAAAGUUUACAUUGUUAUGUGGUCUUAAUUGAUAAAAGUGGUCUUAAGGUAUAAGUAAUUUUUAUGCAUCUGCAUAGAUGGAAAUAGUAAUUGCGUAAUUAGAUGGAAAAUAGAAAUUCACACCAAAAUUUCAGUAAGGAGUAUUGCAAAAUUUGAUGGUUUUAAUGGGUCUCCCCCUUUUUGAUUAUUUAUUUUUCAAUCUAAUUAGGUGUUUAAACAGGUGUCCUCAGAUGUACGUAAAACUUAUUAGCGAUGUGUAUUGAGAAACAUUCAAAAUACUUUGUUUUGCAUUUUAGUAUGACAAUGGGAGUCGCCACUUUAGGAUUCAAAAAAAACAAUUAUACUUAUACCAGUACAUUGAUUUAGCAUUCUGGGGCUUAUUGAACAUUUGCACUGAUAUUCAGUGGAAGUAAUUGUAACAUGAACAGGAUGUGGUAAUGUUACAAGGUCAUAACUGUUGGCAAAAAUAAA
Chiloscyllium plagiosum (whitespotted bambooshark) is the source of this 14494-nucleotide messenger RNA. The record is from RefSeq and is a predicted model, not a curated record. NCBI's taxonomy places the organism in Eukaryota, Metazoa, Chordata, Chondrichthyes, Orectolobiformes, Hemiscylliidae.